This is a messenger RNA of Musa acuminata subsp. malaccensis (wild Malaysian banana), 3356 nucleotides long. RefSeq lists its product as uncharacterized. NCBI's taxonomy places the organism in Eukaryota, Viridiplantae, Streptophyta, Magnoliopsida, Zingiberales, Musaceae. Gene Ontology annotation, biological process: mitotic chromosome condensation. Gene Ontology annotation, cellular component: condensin complex; condensed chromosome. The record is from RefSeq and is a predicted model, not a curated record.
UCUCUCCCGACAAAUUUCGCAUCGAGAGAGAGAGAGAGAGAGUGUGAAAGGAUCUGAUGGGGGAGGAAGAGAGGAGUCUCGCCGGCGAGAUCGCGAGGGUUCUUGACGAGUGCCGCCUAUCCCACGCCGUCCAUCCCCGCAAGCUCAAAGAGCUCUCUGCCCUCCGCUCGGCCUCCGUAGCCGACGCUCAUGCCGGCCUUUGCUUCUUCGCCGCCUUCACUCGAGCCGUCACUCCCCUCUUCGACUUUCCCCGACGCACCGUCUCCUCCGAACGCGCCGUCAGAUUCGUCUCCGCCUUCGCCGCCCGCCGCGACGAGAAGGACGCCGUCGUCUGCGAUGCCUUUCUGGAGGAGUUCCUCCGUUUCCUCCUCGUCGCCGCCGCGGCCGCCCAUCGACCGGCUAGGUUCCGUGCCUGCCAGAUCAUCUCGGAGAUAAUAAUGCGGUUGCCGGAUGAUGCAGAGGUGAGCGAUGAGCUCUGGGAUGAGGUCCUAGACAGCAUGAAACUGCGUGUUCGAGACAAAGUCCCAGCGGUCCGUGCAUUUGCAGUCAGAGCUCUCUCACGGUUUGUGAAUGAUGGAGACGACAGUGACAUUACUAAUCUUUUUCUCCAGACUCUUUGUCAAGAGCAAAAUACAGAAGUUCGAAAGACAAUAGUUCUAUCUCUGCCUCCCUCGAACAUGACAUCUGAAGCUAUUGUUGGAUCCACCCUUGAUGUUAGUGAGUCAGUGCGGAAAGCAGCAUACCUAGUCUUGGCAAGUAAAUUUCCACUUCACAGUCUUAGCAUCAAGCACAGGAACAUUAUCCUUCAGAGAGGGCUUUCGGAUAGAUCUUCAUCUGUAAGAAAGGAGUGCUUGAAAAUGCUGAAGGAUGAGUGGCUUGCAAAGUGCUGCAGUGGAGAUCUGAUUGCCCUCAUGAGAUUUCUUGAUGUGGAAACAUAUGAAUCAGUUGGAGAGGCUGUUAUGGAAGCUCUAUUCAAAGAUGGUACAAUAAUAUUGAAAGAAUACCAGAGUCCAAGACAGUUCUUGGCAUCAAAUUGUGAAAACACAGAAGGAUGCACUUCCAACAUUCAGCUGAUGGAUGCAGAAGCUGCUCUUUAUUGGAAAAUCCUAUGCAGGCAUCUACAAAGUGAAGCUGAAGCCAAAGGUAAUGAUGCUGCAACUACCACUGGCACAGAAGCAGCAAUAUAUGCAUCAGAAGCUUCAGAUAAAAAUGACCUUUUAGAUGAAAUUCUUCCAGCAACAGUAUCCGACUUUGUUAGUUUGGUAAAAGUGCACCUUUCUGCUGGACCAAAUUAUUGCUUCACAUCUCGCCAGCUAUUAUUAUUUGGUGCAAUGCUUGACUAUUCAGAUGUUGCAAACAGGAAAGUUGCUAGUGAAUUUGUGAAUGAGCUUUUGCUCCGGCCUCUUGAGCAUGAAGUUGAUGAUGAUGGGAAUAAGAUUGUAAUAGGAGAUGGGAUCAGCCUUGGUGGAGACAGGGAAUGGGCCAGAGCAAUAUUAGAAUUGGCAAAAAAAGUGCAUGCUUCCAUGGGUGAAUUUGAAGCAGUAGUAACAAGUGUAAUUAAGGAACUUUCUCAGCCUUGCAGAGAGCGAACUGCUGACUUCAUGCAGUGGAUGCAUUGCCUUGCAUUAACUGGCCUACUUUUGGAAAACAUUCCUUCCCUCUGGAGCCUGCAAGGCAAAGCAAUCGAACCCUCUGAGCUGCUCCAUUCUUUGUUGCUUCCUGGGGCAAAACAUAGUCAUAUUGAUGUUCAAAGGGUUGCAACAAGAUGCCUUUCACUCUUUGGAAUUUUAGAAAGGAGACCAACAGGAGAGCUAGUAUCACAGUUAAGACAGUCCUUUAUAGAUGGUGCUACUUCAGUACGAAUUAUGGCUAGUAAGUCAUUAAUUGAUCUGUUCACAUGGCACGGUCCUCAAGAAGUUGAUAAAGCAAUUGGGAUAGAUAUUAAACAGCCAAACAAUGAAAAAGAAGGAUUAGUAUCCAUAAAUUCCUCAAAUCUGAGGGAUGAUGAAAGCAUUGGAUUACUUGAUCUGUUAUACAAUGGACUUAACAGUGAUGACAGUGGUGAAGUUGGUGAUGCUGAUGAUGAUGAGAGUGUUCAUUCUAUCCUGGGAGAAGGAUUUGCUAAGAUUCUUCUUCUGAGUGAGAAUUAUCCAAGCAUUUCUACAUGUUUAUCUCCUUUGAUCUUACACAAGCUCGUUAACUUGUACUUUUGUGAUGAAACCAAGGAAUUACAAAGGCUAAAGCAAUGCUUAUCCAUAUUCUUUGAGCAUUAUCCAGCCCUCUCGUGCACUCACAAGAGGUGUAUCUCUACUGCUUUUAUUCCUACCAUGCGAUCCUUGUGGCCUGGUGUCUAUGGUAAGUCUGGGGGUCCUGCCAUCACAGUGUCUAAACUGAGAAAGCGUGCAGUGUUAGCGGCACACUUUAUGUUGCAAAUGAUGCAAAUCCCUCUUUUCUCAAACGAAAGGAAGGAAGAUGAGCUUAGUUCUGGAAACCUCUCUAGUUCAGUCCAGACAUCAGAUGACUUUGACAGUGGGGAGGAGGGGAUUGCUAUUCGCAUUGCUGCGGAGGUAGCAGGCUGCCCGGAGAAGAAAACAUCUGCAGGAAAAUCAUAUAUCUUGGCACUAUGCAGGAUAGCUGCUUCGAUCAAUUUUCGACCAUCAGAGCAACAUGCCAUUAAAUGCAUGAGGGGCCUUUUGAAUGGCAUGAUCACCUCAAUAACACGGGACAAAGAACUCGUCAAGGAAUUGAAUCUUAUGGCAGCACGUCUCAGAUCGCUUGAUGUACAUCCAGAUGAAGGAUUAUCAGAGGACCAAUCUACUGCUCUAUUUGGGAAGCUAGGAUUGGAAGGCAACCUGAACAUUGAUACUUCGACAGUGAUACCACCAACACCCGCACCACAGUCUGGCAGAACUGCAACAACCAGGCGGCGAAGGGUAAGGCGAGAAGUUUCUUCAUCAGAUGAUGAUGCACAAUCUGUUCCUCUGGUUCCGAUGACGCCUAGCCAAACCAACGUGCGUUCCCAUAGAACAAGCAAAACAGCAGCAAUGAGCAAGAUAACUAACAAGACUGCAGUUGAAUCCUCUGAUGAUGAAGAUGGAGAGUCAGAUGUGACAUCAGAUGAAUUUUCAGAAUGAAUCUCCGAUGGUGAUAGCAGGGUGAAAAGCAUUACAAAACCAUUAUGAUUAUCCAUAUUGCAUUGAUCAGAAAAUCAUUCUUAAUCUUGUGAGUUCAUUACUUUCUUUUUCCCGUAAUUUUAGCUUCUAAAUGUUGGAUCAAAAAUGUUGUCAGUGUUUCAGAUAGGAACUUGUAUGGACACACUAUUUGUCUGUUAAUAACUUGGCUUUGUUUUGUGGAUC